Cajanus cajan (pigeon pea) is the source of this 765-nucleotide messenger RNA. NCBI's taxonomy places the organism in Eukaryota, Viridiplantae, Streptophyta, Magnoliopsida, Fabales, Fabaceae. The record is from RefSeq and is a predicted model, not a curated record.
AUGACGACACUAAGCACACCCUUCAACUGGCACACUCUUGAAUUUCCCAGUUCAGAAACAAACACUUUUCAUGAAGAAGUAGCAGCACCAAACCUGCAGAACCUUUUUCCCUACUCGGAUGAAAGCUUCUACCUUUCAAAUCCAAUUUUUGAGAACUAUAUUGACCCCAGUCACUUUCUUUACCCUUCGGAGGUUUACCCUCCUUAUGAUCCUUUCGUUCCAUUCACCUAUCAUGACAUUUUUCCAACUCAUGAAGAUCACACAGUCUUCUCCCAUGUCCAAAAGGCCAAAAGUGCUGCUAUGAUAAUACGUGCUCCUUGCAAGGAGAGGAAGUGCAACAAGAAAUUUUCUAUGAGAUUUCACAACUUGAGCAUAGCAGCAAGAGAAAGGAGAAAAAAGAUCAGCGAGAAGACUCAAGAGCUUGGGAAAUUGGUUCCUGGUGGACCAAAGAUGAACACAGCAGACAUGCUUCAUGCAGCUGCAAAGUAUGUUAAGUACCUUCAAGCCCAAGUUGGAAUGCUUGAACUCAUGAUCUCAUUCGAGAAAGAUAAAGCAACACCUCCUUAUGAAAUUCUACACAAUCUGAUUGUUUCUCCCUUGGUUGAAGAGAAGUUGUACACUGGGGAAAUGUGUUUUGCUCUAAAAGAAAUUGUCACCACUUUGACAAAUCAUGAGGAUGUUCAAUCAAGACCUACCAUCGCUGAGGAUCUGGAUCUUAAACAGCUGAUUGGGACAGACAUUGAGGAGAAAGCAAAGCAAGAAUAA